AUGACACGACACUCAAGAAAUUGUACAGCAGGACCUGUUUACUCAUACCAUGAGCGUCAGAAAGAUACAAAAAUCUCCGGCUAUGGGACACGAUCCAUUCGAUUGAGUAAAGACUCUGUUCGAGGUUUCGAUUGCUGCUGUUUAACAUUGCAACCGUGCAGAGAUCCUGUUAUGACGCCUGAUGGUUAUCUCUACGACAAGGAAGCCAUAUUUUCUGCACUACUACGUCAAAAGAAAGAAGCUGCAUUAAAAAUGAAGGCUUAUGAAAAACAAUUGAAAGAACAGCAAAAAGAAACUUCUGCAAUAGCUGCUUCUGAAGAGCAAGCUAAAGUUGAAGCUUUUAAAGCCACAGGUACGGGUAAAACAAUUUUUCAAUGUUACAAAGUUGAUGUUAAUGUAAUAUUUAAUAUUGUUAGUAGUUCUACAACUGAAGAUAAGAAUCUAACUAGUUUUUGGGUUCCUUCACUAACACCUCAAGCCAAGCCAACAUUAAUUAAAAAGCCUGAUAACAAAACAUAUUGUCCGAUGAGUGGUAAACCUAUAAAAAUUAAGGACCUUAUCCCUGUAGAAUUUACUGAAAUCGUUGACAAGGAUGAUAAAAGAUCGCUCAUAUGCAAAGAUGCUCGGUAUAUGUGUCCAAUCACUCAUGAUACUCUGAGUAAUUCUGUUCCUGCAGCUGUGCUACGAUCGAGUGGUAAAGUAGUCUCUAUGGAAAGUAUCGAAAAAAUCGUGAAAAAAGAUAUGAUCGAUCCGUUUACGUCCACUAAGAUAACGGAGAAAGACAUUAUUGUGUUACAGAGGGGAGGUACAGGAUUUUCUGCUGCCAAUGAAGGAUUACAGGCUAAAUUAGCCAGACCUGUGAUGUCAAUUUCUUAA
Trichoplax adhaerens is the source of this 876-nucleotide messenger RNA. RefSeq lists its product as uncharacterized. Lineage: Eukaryota; Metazoa; Placozoa; Uniplacotomia; Trichoplacea; Trichoplacidae. Gene Ontology annotation, molecular function: ubiquitin protein ligase activity. The record is from RefSeq and is a predicted model, not a curated record. Gene Ontology annotation, cellular component: nucleus. Bases 1 to 876 code for a protein of 291 amino acids. The transcript has 11 exons.